Molecule: messenger RNA, 1128 nt
Organism: Emericellopsis cladophorae
Lineage: Eukaryota; Fungi; Ascomycota; Sordariomycetes; Hypocreales; Bionectriaceae
Product: NADH-ubiquinone oxidoreductase-like protein
Exons: 9
Coding region: 1-1128 (375 amino acids)
Cellular component (GO): mitochondrion
Molecular function (GO): protein-containing complex binding
Source: RefSeq, a predicted model, not a curated record
AUGGUUCCCUCUCUCGCCGCGGCCAGAUCGGCGACAACGGCCGCGCGUCAUGUUGCUGGCAGGCGUUUUCUGUCGGACAUUGCCAUAACGCGCACUGGCAAGCCCAUCCUACGAACGGAGGGUGGUCGAUCCUCUCUAGGAGGACACACUGCGACGGUAUUUGGCGCAACAGGACAGUUGGGACGGUACAUCGUGCACAGGCUGGCUCGACAAGGAUGUACUGUUGUCAUUCCCUUCCGCGAGGAGAUGGCCAAGCGCCACCUCAAGGUCACGGGAGAUCUAGGCCGGGUCGUUUUUGUGGAAUACGACUUGCGCAACACGGACUCGAUCGAAGCUAGCGUCCGCCAUUCCGACGUUGUUUACAACCUGGUCGGCCGUGAUUACCCGACCAAGAACUUCACUCUGGAGGACGUUCAUGUCGAGGGAACCGAGAGGAUCGCGGAAGCGGUGGCGAAAUACGACGUUGAUCGCUUCAUUCACGUUUCCUCCCACAGCGCCAACCCCAGCUCCGCGUCCGAGUUCUACGCCACCAAGGGACGCGGUGAGCAAGUUGCCCGAAACAUCUUCCCUGAGACGACAAUUGUCCGACCUGCGCCCCUCUUUGGUUUCGAGGACAACCUCCUCCUCAAAUUGGCCAGUGUCUUGAACCUCUUCACUGCCAACAACAUGCAAGAGAAGUUCUGGCCUGUUCACUCCAUUGACGUUGGUGCGGCAUUGGAGAAGAUGCUGUACGACGACUCGACGGCCGCACAGACCUUUGAGCUCUACGGUCCCAAGAAGUACCAGCUCUCGGAGAUUGCCCGCAUGGUCGACAAGGAGAUCUACAAGGAGCGCCGUCACAUCAACGUUCCAAAGUCUAUCCUGAAACCGGUGGCCGGUCUCCUCAACAAGUACCUCUACUGGAGGACGAUCACGGCCGACGAGGUCGAGCGCGAGUUCCUGGACCAGGUCAUUGACCCCAAGGCCAAGACCUUUAAGGACCUUGACAUUGUGCCCGGCGACAUUGCUGACUUUACAUACCACUAUCUGCAAGGAUUCCGCAGCCAGAGCUAUUACGACCUGCCGCCGGCGACAGAGAAGGAGAAGAAGGAGGACAAGAAGUAUAUCCACGUUCUGGAUGAGUUGUAA